AUGUUCUUGCAUAAUUUGAGCAAAAAAUUCGGCACCGAAAUGCAUGAUAUAUGGGAUAAUUUUGGCCAAGAUUUCACCUAUCCCGGCAAUAUACCCACCUAUAUGGAAGAAUAUUUCGAAGAGGAUGGCACGGGAACAGGUACUGGCACGGGGUCGGGCAACAUGCAAUCGGCCACGGGGACGGCCAGUACCUUUGCCAAUUCGUUUGGAGGUGGUGGCCUCUUUGCCACAAUUGGAUCGGAACAUACUCCGGGUAGCAUACAAUGCCUGCCUAUGCCUGGACCCUUUUUACCCUGUGCCGAUUUAUUUGAUUGGUGGACGCUGCGCUGUGGUGUGUGGGUUGUAUUCCUCUUGGCCCUGCUCGGCAAUGGUACUGUGGUAUUUGUGUUGAUUUUUUCUCGCUCCAAAAUGGAUGUGCCCAGGUUUUUGGUUUGUAACCUGGCUGCGGCGGAUUUCUUUAUGGGUGUGUAUUUGGGUAUCCUGGCCAUUGUGGAUGCCUCCACACUGGGAGAGUUUCGUAUGUUUGCCAUACCCUGGCAAAUGUCGGUAAUGUGUCAAAUUGGUGGCUUCUUGGCGGUGCUGUCAUCGGAAUUGUCGGUCUAUACCCUGGCGGUGAUUACCUUGGAGCGGAAUUAUGCCAUAACCCAUGCCAUACAUUUGAAUAAACGGCUAUCGCUGAAACAGGCUGCCUAUAUUAUGGCAGUGGGAUGGACAUUUGCCCUAGUCAUGGCCGUGCUGCCAUUGGUUGGUGUAUCGGAUUAUCGGAAAUUCGCCGUGUGCCUACCGUUCGAGACAACAACUGGCAUUGCCAGUUUGAGUUAUGUCAUAGCUUUGAUGUUUAUUAAUGGGUGUGCAUUUCUCACCCUGAUGGGCUGUUAUUUGAAAAUGUAUUGGGCGAUACGGGGUUCACAGGCCUGGAAUACGAAUGAUUCAAGAAUUGCCAAGAGAAUGGCUUUGUUGGUUUUUACGGAUUUUUUAUGUUGGUCUCCGAUUGCUUUCUUUUCGAUAACGGCGAUUUUUGGUCUGCAGUUGAUAUCCCUGGAACAGGCAAAGAUUUUCACGGUCUUCAUACUGCCACUGAAUUCGUGCUGUAACCCCUUUCUCUAUGCGAUUAUGACGAAGCAGUUUAAAAAGGAUUGUGUAAAUCUGUGUAAGCACUUCGAAGAGACAAGGGUGACGAGAAGUGCUGGGGCCAUGGCCCGAGGUAGGGGUAUGACAACGGGAGAGAGAUUACCCAAAGAGUUACCACCCCUACUGCCGGCAGUACAUCCACCGGGAUGCCGAUGUCUGCGCAUGAUGCCCGGCGAGAUGCCCAUUUGGCAUCGUAUCCAAGAAAAGGAAGGUUCCAUAUGGUCACGCAGUUGGCAGCGAUUAUGGGCAUGGUGUUCCUGUUGUGUCACCUGCUGUGAACGUAAUAGGCCUCAGCGGCUGGAUAAGCGGCGGGGUCGUGUCAGUAGAGGUAAUAAAAACGAUCCCUACCAAUAUCCAUUCUCUGAAAUGAAGCAGAAGAAGCAGCUGAGAGCCAGUUCAAUAUCGAGUGAGAAUUUUUGCUCUUCACGGUCGUCAAGUUGGCGUAAUGGUACGGCAACAGGGCAGCAUUUGGCGGGCCAUGCGCAUGGUCAUACUUGUUCGAUACCCAUGAAAAUGAUGGAUCCCAAUCGAAGAAGGCAUUCGACGUGGUUGAUAACAAGGAAGACAUCACAGGACUCGAAUUUGUCUUCAUCGAGGAAUGAUUCCUCGGCCUCCGCCACAACGGCCUCAACUUCGACAUUUAGGUUGUCCAGGUCCAGUGCGGGGAGUACCACUCCGCUACCAUCCAUAAUAACCCAUCCGAACAAACAGCAUCAGCACCCACAGUUUUCUUCGACCCUACCCAAACCCCGUUUGGUACGCCAGGAGGCUGUACAAGAGGAGGAGGACUCCUCACCACCCCGGUUGGGGGUACGUUUUCUACCCACCAUACCGUCGGCGGCCGAUAGUUCGGUGGUCAUGGAAGAUGGUGAUUCGGGACUUAGUCCAGAAUUCACUGGGCUUUAUGCUGCCCUGCAAAAAUCGCAACAGCCUUUAACGGUAAAGGCCAUAGUUAUUGCUUCGCAAAAUUCUCCAGUAAAUACCUCACACUCAUGUAGUCAUAGUCGGAGAGAUCCGCCACAAUCACCUCAGACAGUAACCACGCCGCUAUCACCGCCACCAGUGGCACAACCACCUCAUGGCGAACCACCUGAACCCCAAGAUAAGCCACCAUGA
Musca vetustissima is the source of this 2247-nucleotide messenger RNA. RefSeq lists its product as uncharacterized. Gene Ontology annotation, cellular component: membrane. The coding region runs from base 1 to 2247 and encodes 748 amino acids. Gene Ontology annotation, biological process: G protein-coupled receptor signaling pathway. The transcript is spliced from 3 exons. Lineage: Eukaryota; Metazoa; Arthropoda; Insecta; Diptera; Muscidae. Gene Ontology annotation, molecular function: protein-hormone receptor activity; G protein-coupled receptor activity. The record is from RefSeq and is a predicted model, not a curated record.